Lingula anatina is the source of this 1506-nucleotide messenger RNA. RefSeq lists its product as uncharacterized. The record is from RefSeq and is a predicted model, not a curated record. NCBI's taxonomy places the organism in Eukaryota, Metazoa, Brachiopoda, Lingulata, Lingulida, Lingulidae.
AUGUCCAUUAUUGCUGUUGUAAUUUUGAUGGCUGGGGCCUGUCAACUUGUGAGUGCUAAAAAUGUGGACGACAUCGUCUUCAACAAACUGGUGGACAGGGUCCUGAGUUUGGAAAGGACUCAGGACGACAAAAACACAAAACUGGAGGCAGAAAUGAAACAACUUAAAAAAGAAAAUCAGCAGCUCAAGGAUUCUCUGAAGAGCCUUCAGUUAGUCUUAGAUCAUAACCCCAGUGAUGAAAAGAAAAUGUUGUCACCAAUGAAUGACGAAGCAUCUGGUACGGGGUCGCUGCAGACAGCUGUUGUGUGCCCACGGGCAUGCAGGGGGCUGCCAGGCAGGGAUGGCAGAGAUGGAAAACCGGGAGAUGAUGGGAAACCUGGCAGAGACGGUAGACCUGGGACAGAGGGCAAACCUGGCAAAGAUGGCAGAGAUGGUAUACCUGGGCAAAACGGAAAAGGACUGCAGGGUCCUCCCGGUCCACCUGGCCCUUCUGUGACAGACGACAGAAUCAAACAACUUAUAAAAGAACAUGGUUUACCACCUAAUACGACAGGUGGCGGAUCAGUGUACACGAGAUGGGGGAGAACUAAAUGUGGUGCCUCUUCUAAACUUCUUUAUGAAGGUUAUACUGCUGGUUCCUGGUAUGGUCAUAAAGGUGGCGCUAGCAACUACAUCUGUCUCCCUCACAACCCACAGUGGGGCAAUUACCAAGAUGGGUUCCAAAAUUCCGGCACUCACGUUCAGGGUACAGAGUACGAAAUGGGAUACUACACCAAUGAUAUUUUCCUGAAGACCAAUAAUGGGGGUAAGACUCUCAAGGACCAUAACGCUCCGUGUGCUGUUUGCUAUACCCAAGGCCGCACCAGUCAUGUGAUGAUUCCAGCCUGGAAGACAUGUCCUGCCGGGUGGACACGGGAGUAUCAUGGCUACUUGGUUGCACAACACAAUUCACAACCUAGAACUGAAUUCGUCUGUCUUGAUGAGGCUCCAGAAGUAGUUGCAGGAGGAAUGGCUAAUAAAGAUGGUGCUCUUUUCUAUGUGGGAGAAGCUGACUGCGGUCAUUCUCUCCCGUGUCCAAAAUAUGUUCAUGGAAGGGAGCUUACCUGUGUUGUGUGUUCCAAGUAAGCCAAGUGUGGUUCAAAUAUACCGUUUGAGUAACAUACAACUGUUAGUAAUCCUCAUAAUAUUAUUCAGACCACAAUGCAAUAUGAGAUCAUGUAAGACAAUAUUAACAACUCUCUCUCCCCAAUCAUAUUUUAAUGAGUACAUAUUCAGCUAGAUCGUGAAUUAUCUUAGACAUCAUGCCUUUGAUGCAAAAAAUUAUAAGCAGAUGUUGAUUUAUUGUCAUUACACGGAAGGUUGUUUGUAAUUAGACUUAAGCCAACAUAUGGAAUGAAACCACUGGCCAAUCAAAAAGGUGCCAGUUAGUCUCUUUUCCUCAUUGUUUUUUAAAAUUAAUUUUACUAAAAGACUUAUUUUGACUUACAUCAUAUAGUAAUUGGCAUA